GACGAUCAGGAAGGUUCCAGAUCCGCGGCACUGUCCUGUCGACGACUACGUGAUCACCUGCACUGCCGUUAAAUCAUCCUUUGCAAAACACUUGUGCGGGUGCCGUCAUAUAGGUUGGGUCUGGAAGCAUCUCCUCAAACGCUACGUGAGAACCAUCCCUGCUGCACAGUCAUGGCCCAGGCUUCGAGACUGCCCGUUAUGCCUGCUGCUGUUUUCUACAAAAGACGAACGAUUGAAAACCUACCUGGUAUUCACGUUAUAUAUGACACUCCAGUCAGAUUUUGCCAGGGAAUGUUUCCGACAUAUGUGUUUGAUGGCGUCACUGUGUCAUUCCUGCUUUACACUGAAAGAGAUCCAGUCCUGUUUCGCUUGUAUGUUGGGAUGAACCUCGAAAAGUCGCACUUCAUGGAAAUGGGCGUCUUCAACGACGCCGGCUAUACAGGUUAUGGGAACUGUCUCGCUUACAAGACCCAGCCGAAACUCAAGGAAGGCGAAAUAAUAGAAAAGUCAAAUGUGGCGAUCCCUGAGCCCCAUCAAUACGUUUGGGUUGAGUUCUCCUUCUCCGGGACUAAAACGACUCAGUUCUAUUGCAACAGCGCCCUCCUCGGAACGCACUCAAAUCUGGAGAUUGGCUACUUUAAUAGCUACAUGAUCUGGCAAAAUAAGGCCAUCAACAACGUAACAGUCUUGGAGGUUCACGCAACAUACUACCCUUCAGCGUCUUCGACUCUCUUCUCUCCGGGAAAACCGGUCAACGUUACCGAUAAUGGAAACAUCAGAGUAGGAGGACGCCUGGUUGUGGUUGGAAACUUCAAGAGGACUAGUUCCCAGAGUGACGACAUUCAGUUCCAAGUGCAGACACCGAACAAAACCGCCCAGAUUUGCACAAUCAAGAGACCAUCGCAAGACGACAUGACGAUUGUGUUUGAAAGGAGGGCCACUAGAUUGAUCUGUCAGGUGGGAAACAAGGCAGAAUGGAAACUGGAAGACUAUGAGAUGGACACCACGACCGCGAUCUCUCUGGUCCAGAACUUCGAGGUCAGGCUCAUCCGACAGUUCACUGGGAUGAGCAUGAAAAAAGAUUUCGUGAAGUAGGCGUCGCUCUUCGAAGCCUCAAAGCACCAAAGCACGUAAACAUCGCACACAAGGACAUCGCACACACCGUUAUUUGUGUUGUUAAAAUAUUGAAUAAAAUUGAGUUUGAAUAAAAAAUUUUCUGGCAUUA
Messenger RNA from Ornithodoros turicata, 1225 nucleotides. RefSeq lists its product as uncharacterized. Bases 172 to 1095 code for a protein of 307 amino acids. The record is from RefSeq and is a predicted model, not a curated record. The transcript has 7 exons. Lineage: Eukaryota; Metazoa; Arthropoda; Arachnida; Ixodida; Argasidae.